CUGGGGAAAGACGGGGCUAGAUUUCCUUGUGGCGGAGAAAACUGAUGUGUAGGCAACAUAAUUCGGGCGAUCGCGGGGCGCAGAUUAAUUUUAGCACGUUAAGCGAUUUCUUUUGGACUGAUUCUCUUCGGCGGCAGACGAAUGCAAAUUAAGUUCUUUUUUUCCAGGAAGAAGUGUUUUGGAUCGGACUUGCCAAGAUCGCUACUUUGUUUCUCCCAUGGACGGUGCGCGUUACCUUAAAGUAGCCGCGUCUUAACAGAGUUACGCAUCCCUCAGGUACGCGAAGUUGGAAGAAGCGAGGCCCGAUCUGUUGACCCGUGGAGUACUCUUGAGUCUCUCUGAAUGGAUGGAUGGGUAUGGGGAGAGCAGGAUCUUACUACCCCGGGGCUGAGCGCCUCAUCUCUCCGAUACUACAUCUACUAGUGCUGUGCACCCUCUCCUCCCUCACUCCCAUAGGUGAGAGUCAGGUUCAGACUCCUCAGUGCCGCAUCCAGAAGUGCACCACCGACUUUGUUUCUCUGACGUCCCAUCUGAACCCGUCAUUGGAUGGCUUUGAUACGGAGUUCUGCAAGGCGCUGCGAGCCUAUUCGGCCUGUACGCAGCGCACCGCCAAGAGCUGCAGGGGGAACCUGGUCUUUCACUCAGCCAUGCUGGGCAUCACUGACCUCAUGAGCCAGAGGAACUGCUCCAAAGACGGGCCCACGUCCUCCACCCAUCCCAUCAUCCCUAUUGAGCCAUGCAACUAUCACAGCCGGCACCACCACCACGUGUCGCGGUUUGGGACCGGGGUGCCCGAACACCCUCGACUGAUGUACCUGUUCUGUGGCCUGUUCGGGGACCCUCAUCUCAGGACUUUUAAAGACCAGUUUCAGACGUGUAAAGUUGAGGGUGCUUGGCCUCUUAUUGAUAACAACUACCUGUCAGUGCAGGUCACUAAUGUUCCAGUGGUUUAUGGAUCCAGUGCCACAGCUACCAAUAAGAUCACAAUAAUCUUCAAACCAUACCAAGAAUGCACAGACCAGAAGGUCUACCAGGCCGUGACAGACGACCUUCCAGCCGCCUUCGUGGAUGGCACCAUCAGCGGAGGUGACAGUGAGACCCGCAGCAUCUGGAUCCUGGAGAAAUCUCCCGGUCGGCACGUAGAAAUCCACGCUGCGUACAUCGGGGUCACCAUCAUCAUACGCCAACAGGGCCGUUACCUGACACUAGCCGUGCGGAUGCCUGAGGAACUGGCCAUGGCCUUCGAUGAAACGCAGGACCUUCAGCUGUGCAUGAACGGCUGCCCCACAUCAGAGCGCAUUGACCAGGAGGGACACCUCCAGCUGCCCGUGCUUGGCCUCCAGCAGGCCGGCUUUCAGCAGCAGCAGCAGCAGCCCAGGGUGGAAGCCCAGAGAGGCGUCUUCACCCUUGAAAGUGCCUCCAGGAGGUGCAGGGACCAACUGGAGGUGAAGGACAUCUAUUUCCACUCCUGCGUGUUUGACCUUCUCACCACAGGAGAUGCCAACUUCACCACUGCCGCCUACAAUGCCCUGAAAGACAUGGAGACUCUACAUCCCAAGAAGGAGCGCUGGCAGAUUUUCCCUAACUCGGCUUCCGGGCUGAGUCCUUUUUCAUUGCUUCUCACUGCACUGCUGAGCAGCUUCCUCAUCGCUGUGCUUUUAUAAUGCGUACCGUGUUUUGAUAAAUGUUUCGAAGAAGAAAAAAAUGGCAGAGAGUGUAAAUAGUCAGUACUCUGGAUUAGGAGUACUUUGUAUAUACCGUGUGUGUGUGGAGAAUGAAUGUUAGCAAACAAACCUUCGUUGGACUGUACAUUUUGUGUAAAUCAAUUUUUCAAGAUUGUAGAUUUUUGUGAGGUGAAUUUUUUGUCAUGUGUUUGUCCUCAGGUGAGGAGAUCUUAUUGGAAGCACUUUAUUUUUAUUUUGUCUUUUUUGUUUGCAACUAGGAAACAGUGUUCAACGGAACCAGUGCUCAUGUUUUGUGCGUUUUUCUUUCAUACAUUUCUCUAAGUCUCUGCAAAAAAAAGGUACAUACCUCACCAUUUUGCUCUGUAGAAUUGUGGUGAACAUUUUUCAUAAUGUGGCUGGCGUAGUGAUUGUGUGAUAGAGGUUUAAAGAAGGAUUAAGUUGACUAGACUUUCACUUUAUCUGUAUAUUUUUUUUAAAUCUACUACUCAGUACUGUCAAGUAGCGUUGAUCAGCAAUUUGAAGAAUUAUGGCAAAUGCAGAGGAAGGUUGAAGUGCACUUAAUUCAGAAAUCAUCAACCAUUGGAAAUGCUGCAUUGGUAGUUAGGUUCGUUCAUUAAAAAAGUGACAAUCAAAAUUCUUUUUACUUGGUAAAAACUACCUGUUUAAUGUAGAAACAAACAUCAGUCCUGAAGAAUUUUUAAUGCCAGGAUCAGAUUGCAUGAUUUCUGCCUGAUAAAUUUGACAAAAAGAAGUGAUUCAUGGUCAAGUCUAGAAGGGAUACAGCUGUGGAAAUGCACAUCAAAAUAUCUCAGCUAUUAUGACACUGUACAAAGGUAUUUACUAUUUUUACUUUAGUGUGAGUAGGGUUAGG
Molecule: messenger RNA, 2556 nt
Organism: Danio aesculapii
Lineage: Eukaryota; Metazoa; Chordata; Actinopteri; Cypriniformes; Danionidae
Gene: rgmb
Product: repulsive guidance molecule BMP co-receptor b
Exons: 3
Coding region: 351-1664 (437 amino acids)
Biological process (GO): BMP signaling pathway
Cellular component (GO): plasma membrane
Molecular function (GO): coreceptor activity
Source: RefSeq, a predicted model, not a curated record